Messenger RNA from Suricata suricatta (meerkat), 3035 nucleotides. RefSeq names its product DNA ligase 1 (gene LIG1). Lineage: Eukaryota; Metazoa; Chordata; Mammalia; Carnivora; Herpestidae. Bases 19 to 2835 code for a protein of 938 amino acids. Gene Ontology annotation, molecular function: DNA ligase (ATP) activity; ATP binding; DNA binding. Gene Ontology annotation, biological process: DNA repair; lagging strand elongation; DNA recombination. The transcript has 27 exons. Gene Ontology annotation, cellular component: mitochondrion; nucleus. The record is from RefSeq and is a predicted model, not a curated record.
UCCUGUUCUCCCCUCCCCAUGUGCUUCUCCAGGUCAUUUUUCCAUCCCAAGAAGGAGGGCAAAGCGAAAAAGCCAGACAAGGAGGCCUCCAACAGAGAGACAGAACUACCUCCAAAGGCGGCAUUAAAGGAACGGAACGGAGAGGUGCCCGAGCACGAUUCUCCCGUGAAGAGGCCAGGGCGGAAGGCGGCCCGGGUCCUGGGCAGUGAAGGCGAGGAGGAGGACGAAGCCCCCACGCCCUCCAAAGGCCAGAAGCCGGCCCCCGGCUCUCCACAGGUGUCCCCUCCCAGCCCUGUCCCCUUUCCCGAGGGCAGCCCUCCCGUCUCCGACACCUCUCCCGUGGGCACCUGCCCAGCAGGCAUCCCGAAGCGGCGCACAGCUCGGAAGCAGCUUUCUAAGCGCACAAUUCGGGAUGUCCUGGCAGAGCAGAGCAAGGAAGGGGACAGAGCGGUGAAGAGGAAGAAGGAGGAAGAAGCAGAGGCCCCAACAGAAAGCCUCCCCGAGCCUGAACUGACCCAAAAGGAGGAAGCAGAAGCGGAGGACCCGCCCACGACGCCCGCUGAGCCCGCAGAGGCCUCCCCAGCUGAGCCCCUGGCAGAGAGCACCCCAGAGCCCGAGGCGGCCGGCAAGCAGGACGCACGGGAGCAGGACCAGGCCAGGCCUCCCCCCAAAGCGCCCAAGACGGUCAGCAGUUUCUUCGCCCCCCGGAAGCCGGCGACCAAAAAAGAAGGGAAAGAAGAGGGACCGGGCACCCCAGGAAAGGAGGAGACCAGAGGACCCCCGGACCCGCCCAGCUACAAUCCUGCCAAGAACAGCUACCACCCCAUCGAUGAUGCCUGCUGGAAGUCGGGCCAGAAGGUCCCUUACCUGGCUGUGGCCCGGACCUUUGAGAAGAUUGAGGAGGUUUCUGCUCGGCUCCGGAUGGUGGAGACGCUGAGCAACUUGCUGCGCUCUGUGGUGGCCCUGUCCCCCCCAGACCUGCUCCCCAUCCUCUACCUCAGUCUCAACCGCCUCGGGCCGCCCCAGCAGGGCCUGGAGCUCGGCGUCGGCGACGGUGUCCUCCUCAAGGCGGUGGCCCAGGCCACGGGGCGGCAGCUAGAGUCCGUCAAGGCCGAGGCAGCGGAGAAGGGUGACGUGGGGUUGGUGGCGGAGAACAGCCGCAGCACCCAGAGGCUCAUGCUGCCCCCGCCUGCCCUCACGGCCGCCGGGGUCUUCGCCAAGUUCCGAGACAUCGCCCGGCUCGCUGGCAGCGCUUCCACAGCCAGGAAGAUGGACGUCAUCAAAGGCCUCUUUGUCGCCUGCCGCCACUCGGAAGCCCGAUUCAUCGCCAGGAUGGGAGCCAGUGGCCACCACGACAGCGCAAACAGAAUCACAGCCCGCAUCACGCAGGAUUUCUGGGGUGUCCGAGCCCUGAGUGGACGGCUGCGCCUCGGCCUGGCAGAGCAGUCGGUGCUGGCGGCCCUGGCCCAGGCUGUGAGCCUCACGCCCCCUGGCCAAGGGGUCCCCCCGGCUGUGGUGGACGCAGGGAAGGGCCGGACAGCAGAGGCCCGGAAGGCGUGGCUGGAGGAGCAGGGCAUGAUCCUAAAGCAGACGUUCUGCGAGGUGCCGGACCUGGACCGGAUCGUGCCCGUGCUGCUGGAGCACGGCCUGGAGCGCCUCCCGGAGCACUGUAGGCUGAGCCCAGGGGUCCCCCUGAAACCCAUGCUGGCGCACCCCACCCGCGGUGUCAGCGAGAUCCUGAAGCGCUUUGAGGAGGCGGCUUUCACCUGCGAGUACAAAUACGAUGGGCAGAGGGCACAGAUCCACGUCCUGGAAGGCGGGGAGGUGAAGAUCUUCAGCAGGAAUCAGGAAGACAAUACUGGGAAGUAUCCCGACAUCCUCAGCCGCAUCCCCAAGAUCAAACUGCCGUCAGUCACAUCCUUCAUCCUGGACACGGAAGCCGUGGCCUGGGACCGGGAGAAGAAGCAGAUCCAGCCGUUCCAAGUGCUCACCACCCGCAAACGCAAGGAGGUGGACGAGGCCGACAUCCAGGUCCAGGUCUGUCUGUACGCCUUCGACCUCAUCUACCUCAAUGGGGAGUCGCUGGUCCGCGAGCCGCUCUCCCGGCGCCGGCAGCUGCUCCGGGAGAACUUUGUGCAGACGGAGGGCGAGUUUGUCUUCGCCACCUCGCUGGACACCAAGGACACGGAGCAGAUCGCCGAGUUCCUGGAGCAGUCUGUGAAGGACUCCUGCGAGGGGCUGAUGGUGAAGACCCUGGACGUCGAUGCCACCUACGAGAUCGCCAAGAGGUCACACAACUGGCUCAAGCUGAAGAAGGACUACCUCGACGGCGUGGGCGACACCCUGGACCUCGUGGUGGUCGGCGCCUACCUGGGCCGCGGGAAGCGGGCCGGCCGCUAUGGGGGCUUCCUGCUGGCCACCUACGACGAGGGGAGCGAGGAGUUCCAGGCCAUCUGCAAGCUUGGAACCGGCUUCAGUGACGAGGAGCUGGAGGAGCAUUUCCAGAGCCUCCAGGCCCUGGUGCUGCCCAGCCCACGCCCCUACGUCCGGGCCGACGGCGCCGUGGCCCCCGACCACUGGCUGGACCCCAGCACCGUGUGGGAGGUGAAGUGUGCCGACCUGUCCCUGUCCCCCAUCUACCCCGCUGCCCGGGGCCUGGUGGAUGGUGAGAAGGGGAUCUCCCUCCGUUUCCCCCGGUUUAUCCGCGUCCGCAAAGACAAGAAGCCAGAGGAGGCUACGACCAGUGCCCAGGUGGCCUAUCUGUACAGGAAGCAGAGUCAGAUUCAGAACCAGCAGGGCGCGGACUUGGACUCCGACCUGGAAGACUUCUAUUAGGCUCCCUCCCUCCCGGGCUGGGAGCAGAGGCGGCGGGGGUGGGGGCCCCGGGGGCAUCACCCCUGCUGCUCAGCGAACCCGGUGUUGCGGCCGAGUGUGUUUUGAGUGUCCGAUGUGUGUGCGCGCGAGGGGUCGGUUUGAGCUGGGGUCUGGGAUUUAAUCAGUCGUCUGUUUUCAAUAAAUAAUUAUUGAGCCUCCCA